AAGACAUAUAUACAAUGGAGGAGACGACUACAGCAGGACAGGAAAAUUCGGCUUCUGGACCAGAGAGUUCUAUAGAUUACAUGCCUAGCAUCAAGUGUCGACUUGAUUGUCCUGAAAUACCCACACUGGUUAAUCUGUACAAACCACUCAUUGUUCGGGCUUUGAAAGUCAACGAUUUCGUACAUUAUCUGCAUGGCGUUAUCAAAACACGACAAAAAGAAAGAAUAAUUCAACAGGGAGAAAAUGUAGGGUCUACGACUGCCAUGGGAGAUCUGCUGUGUGCCAUACAUGCAAGCGACAAUAUAAAUAAGUGGACGAUAUUUGUUAACAUUGUAGAGAAAAUGGGUUAUGAAUAUGUAGCCAAAGCUUUACGAGGGGAAGAAGUGAAAAGAGAUGCUUAUGAGAAGUUUCGAAAAAUUCUGCAACCAUAUACAAUGAAGCUUGUUGAAAACCUGGAUCCUUCUGAUUUGUUGCCAGACCUGGUAUCCCAAGGGAUCAUAACGUUUUCAGAUAGAGAACAUAUAAAUACUGAAUCAAAUAGAAAUGGAAAUAUGGCGGCAAUAAUUGUCCUUCUAGACAGGAUAUGGAGAAAAAAAGAAAAUUGGUACCACUCAUUCUUAGGUGUGCUGUGCAAACAAAACUACAAGAAUAUUGCAGAAGAGAUUGACGAAGAGUUUGUGAAAGAAUGGGAGAAAACGAAGGGGAUAAGAGAAAGCACUGAAACCAGCCAACACUGUCCAUUUGGUAUUCCAGCACAGAGAGAGAAAUACACUAAACCAGUUCAAUGCGUCUCUGACAAUGAAGAAUAUAAACUCCCACCAUCGCUCGGCUUGAGCUCGCUGUUGUAUGCUAGAGAUUCAAAAUCCAUUGAAGAAAUAACAUCCACUGAUAAAAUACAAGAAAAAAAUGAUACAGAGGAAACAAAGGAAAAAUAUAUUGAAAUACACAAUAUAACGAACAUCAGUAGUGAGAACGAGACCGAUUUGAAAACUGUUUGUUCAAGUAAAUCAGAGGCAGAGAGCACGCUAGAAUCGGCGUCCUUAGAAGAUAAAGUAACUCUGGAGUCUUAUGAAGAUCGAAAGUAUCAGAAUGAAUUAGCGGAACCUGCGCAGAAAGGAAAAAACUGCAUUAUCAUAGCCCCAACUGGUAGUGGGAAAACUAUUGUAGCAGUAAAAAUUAUCCAGCAUCAUCUCCAAGCAACCCUGAAGCAUAAAGUCAAAAAAAUUGCUUUUGUUGUGGACAAAAACAACUUAGCCAAGCAACAGUCCGAUGCAAUUAAACGCUACGUCGCCUGCAGGUUGAAGGUUAUAUCAGGGGACACAAUGCGUGAUGAAGAAUUUACAAAGCUGUCUGCCCUUCUUCCACAGUAUGACAUCUUCGUGGUAACAGCUCAGAUGCUCGUCAAUGCAAUGGAUAAAGAAGAUCUUAGCAUUGAGUCAUUUACACUUAUUAUUUUCGACGAAUGUCACCAUUGUUACGGUGGUCAUGCUUUUUACAAGACUAUGGUUCCUUACUUUGAUAAAAUGCUAGGUGGCUUGGAUAACAGUAAUGAACAGAAAAUUCUCCCGCAGAUCGUUGGCUUAACUGCUUCCAUUGGAGUUGGCAAUGCUAAAACGACCGAACAAACUGUAAAUCAUGUAAAAUCUAUGAUGGCUAAUUUGGACGCCGAUGUCCUCGUAUCUGUCCAAAUAUUCAAAGACGAAUUGGCAGCAAAAAUCAAUUCUCCAGAUCAGUCUAUUGUUAGAGUUCCAACACGAAAGAAAGAUGACUUUGGAGUAAGGAUCAUUUCCUUGAUGACCAAUACUGAGAAUUAUUUGAGAGAAGUGGAGGAUAUUGAAGAUAGAAAUGCACUGGAUCCUCCAAGAAAGAAGGGUAGUGAACAAUAUACCCAGUGGCUUCAAAAUGUUCUUUUUAAAGCUGUGGCACAAAUAACAGAUACUACCCUGAGCCGUUCGCUUUACACAGCUCGGAAAUACUUGGAGAUUUACAAUAAUGGCUUGAUAAUGCACUCGUAUGUCAGGGCAAGUGAUUCCCUGGAUACUAUCACAGGAAAAAUUGAGGAAUUACCAAAUCCAUCUUGUGAAAUAGAACAACAUCUCAAAGAAUUAUUUGAAAAUGAAAAAAGCGACCUACAGGUAAUCGCAAAAGAUAGAAGAAAGACUGAAGAAAAUCCCCUUUUAUUGACGUUGAAAGACAUCAUAAUAGACACAUAUCGGACUGAACCAAAUAUGAGGGGGAUAAUAUUUGUUCGCACACGUCAGCUGUCAGAAAUCCUCGUAUCCUGGAUGAGCACUGAUGAUGAACUGAAAAAUAUAAAGGCAAAAACAUGCACAGGAUCUAACGCAAAAAGGUCUGAAGGAGGAAUGACGAAAAAUAAGCAGAAAGAUACCAUUGAGUUGUUCAGGAAAGGUGAUUUCAAAUUGAUCGUGGCCACAACAAUUGCUGAAGAGGGAUUGGACAUCAAGGAAUGUAACCUUGUUGUAAGAUAUGAUUACGCUGGAAAUCCAAUCUCGCAGAUUCAAGCCAAAGGACGCGGGCGUGCUGAUAACAGCAGAUUUUUUAUUCUGGCCUCGGAGGAUAAAUGUGUCGCGGAGAGGGAGUGGGUUAAUUCUGAGAAAGGACCAAUGAUGGAUGAGGCAAUGGCAAUAGUUCAGAAGGAAACAGAGGCCAAUAAUGAAGGAUUUCAACGAGGGAAAAGAGAGCUACAACGUCGGGCAAAGAUGCAACGAGAAGCUGCUGCUUCCAACAACGACAUAAGAGAAACCCCUAGCGGACAGCAUGCACUCAGAUGCAUGAAAUGCAAGACGUUUCUAUGUCUGUCCAGCGAAAUGAGAAAAUUGGGUAGUCAUUAUGCAUGCAUAAAUGGGGACUUCAAAAAUCGAGUUUUCUGCAAGAAAAAUAAAAAGGUUGGAUAUAAAGGAGACGAUAUUCAAAUGGGCCUCGGAACAUUGGAAUGCAAGGAUUGUAGGGAGAAACUUGGAGUAAUUGCUCUUUACAAUGAGGUGUACUUUCCCAUUUUGCAAAUCAAGUCCUUGAAAAUUGAGGAUGAUAUGAAGCGAGGAGACACCGUUAAAAAGUGGAAAACAGUGGAAGAAAGGUAUUUCAAAGUACCUUCUAUUUCUUCAGAUGAUUUACAGAAAAUCUCAGAAAAGGGAAAGUUACUCAAUUUUGAAUGACAUUUUGCUGAAAAACCAUGACAGUUUAUCAUUAUUAAAAUAACUUAUUUUUAAAAUAAAUGCCAGCUUCAAGUAAAUGAAGAAAGAUAUUUCAUUUAUUUGUGUUAAAGAAAAAUUUUAAUCAACUUUAAAACAUUCACCUUUAUUUGUACUGGAUGUCCAAAUCGUUGGUUGUUGGAGCCCAUGUAUUGCCAGUAAUACAAAACAUUCUUUUUAAAAAGAUAUUCAGUUGCAGUUUAUUUUUUCUUACUUAUGGGAUUAUUUCUGAUGCUUUUGAGCAUUUACAUGAUUACGUUUGAAGAUAGGUCUGUUACAUUUUUUUUUAAAUUGCAUAAUUUAUAUUGGGCACAUGAUCCAACAUAUGAUGUUUGCUUUGCUCCUGAUCUGUAUUGUUUGAAUGAAUUUAUAAGCUUGAAUAUUUUUCGUGAUCUCCAUUUUUCAUUUGAUAUAUAGUGUCAGACAUGACUUAUUUAUCCAGAAGCAUAAAUUCGAGAUAAAGCAAAAUAUACUUAUACCUGAUAUUUGAUUAUAUAUUUGACUUUAUUAAGAAUUUAAAUGUUGAGCAAUUCUUUAGCUUU
Molecule: messenger RNA, 3754 nt
Organism: Saccostrea cuccullata (small rock oyster)
Lineage: Eukaryota; Metazoa; Mollusca; Bivalvia; Ostreida; Ostreidae
Product: ATP-dependent RNA helicase DHX58-like
Exons: 16
Coding region: 15-3176 (1053 amino acids)
Biological process (GO): antiviral innate immune response; regulation of apoptotic process; cytoplasmic pattern recognition receptor signaling pathway
Cellular component (GO): cytoplasm
Molecular function (GO): DNA binding; double-stranded RNA binding; hydrolase activity
Source: RefSeq, a predicted model, not a curated record